AUGCCACCAAAGCGCAUGUUCAUCACCGGGGCCACCGGAUAUCUGGGCCAGGUCUUGACCGAGUUCGCCAUCGCUCAGGGGUAUACCGUCCGUGGGUUAUCACGUAAGGAAGCCAACGACACGAAGCUCACAAGGCUAGGCGCAACCCCCGUGCGCGGCGACCUCGAGACCCUCGACGUCCUCGAAGCCGAGUCCGCCCAGGCCGACAUAGUGAUCCAUCUGGCCGACGCCCUCCUGGGGCUAGGCUUUGACACGCCAUACGACAAGGUGCUAGCCAUCGACGCCGCCGCAGUAGACGCCAUGGUCGCGGGCUUGCAGUCCUCCAGCGACGAGGCCAAGACCCUCAUCACCACAUCCGGCACCCUGAUGGCCCGGCCGGACCCGAACGGCGAGGAGACGAGCGAGGAUGCGCCCAACAACCUCGACUCGCCCAUCACGCGGUACAAGGCGUGGGACCACGCUAAGGCCGUGGCUGAGAAGGCCGGCGUGCGGGUCAUGUGUGUCCGCCUCGCGCCAUUUGUCUACGGGCGCGGCGGCAGCGGGAUCACGAUGUUCAUGCAGGGGGCCGCGACUUCGAAGGUCGCGAUAUACGUGGAUGGCGGGUCCACGCGCACGACGACGGUGCAUGUUGACGAUGCGGCGAGGCUGUAUCUGUUGGUCGCUGAGAAGGGCAGGAGUGGAGAAGCGUACAAUGCUUCUGGCGAAACGAACGUUACGAUGAAGGAGCUCCAGGAGGCUAUUGCGGAGACUGUGGGUGUUCCGGCUUUGAACCUCUCCAAGGAGGAUGCGUUGGCUAAGAUGCCGCCUUUCUUCGUCAACUUCCUGGUUUCGGAGAACAGGGGAUCGAAUAAGAAGGCUGUGUCGGAGUUGGGCUGGCAGCCAACAGAGCCGGGUAUCAUUGACGAGAUUCGGAAAGGAUCAUAUGUUGAAGUUGCGAAGACUCUGCCCAAAGGAGAAUGA
Diaporthe amygdali is the source of this 960-nucleotide messenger RNA. Its product is annotated as alcohol dehydrogenase. The record is from RefSeq and is a predicted model, not a curated record. The transcript has a single exon. Lineage: Eukaryota; Fungi; Ascomycota; Sordariomycetes; Diaporthales; Diaporthaceae. The coding region runs from base 1 to 960 and encodes 319 amino acids.